This is a messenger RNA of Columba livia (rock pigeon), 872 nucleotides long. It is a transcript of the gene HDDC2, whose product is annotated as HD domain containing 2. Bases 238 to 828 code for a protein of 196 amino acids. The record is from RefSeq and is a predicted model, not a curated record. The transcript is spliced from 6 exons. Gene Ontology annotation, cellular component: cytoplasm. NCBI's taxonomy places the organism in Eukaryota, Metazoa, Chordata, Aves, Columbiformes, Columbidae. Gene Ontology annotation, molecular function: 5'-deoxynucleotidase activity.
CGCAGCGGUCACGCCGUGAGCAGCCCGGCCGCUCUGUCUCCUUUCCUCCUUGCAACCGCAGCCCGAGUCGCUGUUACUGAAGCGCUGUGCGGUUAAUUAAUCGCUGAUGACGCGUCCACCAUACCCCGGCACCACCUUCCCCCACACCCGCCAGGAAGGCCGCGGCUGCCGCCUUCCCCUUCCCUUGGCGCCGCCCAAGGCCGCUGCACGGGCCGGCAGGGCGAGGAGGAGGCGCGGAUGGCGGCGGGGCCGAGCGGCGGCGGGCUGCUGCCCUUCUUGCGGCUGCUGGGGCAGCUGAAGAGAGUACCGCGGACGGGAUGGGUGUACAGGAACGUGGCAAAGCCGGAGAGCGUGUCCGAUCAUAUGUACAGGAUGGCGAUGAUGGCUUUGGUGAGCGAAGACAAAAGCCUUAACAAGGACAGAUGCAUACGAUUAGCUUUGGUUCAUGAUAUGGCUGAAUGCAUUGUUGGAGAUAUUGCUCCUGCAGAUAAUAUCUCGAAAGAGGAGAAACACAGGAGAGAAGAGUCAGCUAUGCAACAACUGACCCAGCUUCUAUCAGAAGACCUUGGAAAAGAAAUCUAUGGACUCUGGGAAGAAUAUGAAAACCAGUGUACUGCAGAAGCCAAGUUUGUAAAACAGUUGGAUCAGUGUGAGAUGAUACUGCAAGCAUUUGAGUACGAAGAGUUGGAAAACACACCUGGCAGACUGCAGGAAUUUUACGAUUCAACUGCUGGAAAGUUUGUUCACCCAGAAAUCGUCCAGCUUGUAUCUCAGAUUAACACAGAAAGGAAUAAAAAAAUAGCUGCUACAUCUCAUCCACAUUCCUGACGUGUUCCUAAACACCAUAGCUAUAAUAAAUAUUUUUGUUUACA